Cylicocyclus nassatus is the source of this 1040-nucleotide messenger RNA. The record is from the annotation of a GenBank genome assembly. Lineage: Eukaryota; Metazoa; Nematoda; Chromadorea; Rhabditida; Strongylidae.
AGACAUCCAGAUGAGUUUUCUGGUUGGAAUUUUGGCUUGCUGUGUGACAUCUAUAUUUUUCGGCUCAAGACUCGUAUUCUUGAGGGCAUGCAACGCAAAAGAUGUGGGUCACGGCAAUGGCGAUUCUGUGUGUGGGCUUCUUGGUUUUCUGGCAACAAGCUUUUCCUGGUUUCUAUCCUCUUGCGAUGUUAGGAGGAUUCUUUUGGGCCAUAGGAAACGCACCUGCAGCGCCUGUCAUGCAUCGCAUAGGAGUAUCUGUUGGUCCUCUGAUAUGGAAUAGCGCAAAAUGCAUCACGGGGUGGUUCACAGGACGAUUUGGCUUGCUUGGUAUGAAGCCGACAAUACCAGCUAGCAAACCUUUCAACUACGCAGGACUUGCAUUCGUAAUUCUAGGAUGUGUUAUUUUUUCGUUGGUAAAAAUUCAACCAUCCCAUCAGCAGCAAUCCGAAAGUGAAAAGAGUAAGGAAUCGGAAGAAAACGGAAAUGCUAUGUCGACUGUCUCUAUUUCUCUUACAAGAGAAGACUCGCGCGAAUGUGACCAAAAUAUUGGGAACAAAGAAAAAGCACUAUGUUUCGGCAUAGCUGUAUGUGUGGGUAUUUGCUAUGGACUCACAUUCGUUCCCGUAGUAUACAUUCUCGAUAAUCCAGACAAAUACCCAGAUCAUCCAAAGGAAGCGCUUGCUUAUGUGUUCUCAAAUUUCUUCGGUAUUUUCCUUACUGCUAAUGCUAUAUUCAUCGCCUAUGCAGUGAAGAGGGGCAAAGAAGCUUACGUCCAUACAGAAAUUGUUCUGCCAUCGUUCUUAUCAGGCUUGUCGUGGGCCAUAGCUCAAUCAUCGUUCUUCAUAGCUGUUCAACAUCUUUCACAAGCAAUCUCUUUCCCUAUCGUCACUGCUUUGCCAAGCUGCAUUGCUUCUGUUUGGGGGAUAGUCUACUUCAAAGAAAUUAAGGGCCGUCGCAGCAUUACAGUAUUUGGCAUUGCUUUUGCAGUAUCAGUGAUUGGAGCUAUAAUGGUUGGCUUGUCGAAGGAGAUUGAAAUAUGA